Molecule: messenger RNA, 882 nt
Organism: Mangifera indica (mango)
Lineage: Eukaryota; Viridiplantae; Streptophyta; Magnoliopsida; Sapindales; Anacardiaceae
Exons: 5
Coding region: 44-691 (215 amino acids)
Cellular component (GO): chloroplast thylakoid membrane; chloroplast inner membrane
Source: RefSeq, a predicted model, not a curated record
GUCCAUCUCUUGGUGAAUUUAUCAGGUGAUCUGGCAGGCUAUCAUGAAUCAUGCUCAGAGAACCAGCUUAGAUAUUAUCGAACAUAGAAACCUGCAGUGUGUAGGAGUGCUUCAUUUAUCUUCCAGACUAGACCAUUCAAAGCUCAUUUCUCGUCCACGCUACAAAUUCACAAUGACAGCUGUUUCCAAUUAUUUGGUUUUGCCGAAAAACCCUCGGCUCCAUCUUUCUUCUGGCUCUUCCUUGAAGCCAUCAGACCGAUGUCUUGGGAGUUGUGGCUUGGCCAAUUUGUCAUUCAGUUCAAAUCGUCUGUGCAAAGUACAACUUUCUACCUCUAGAAGGAAUCUCACAGUUCAAGCUGCAUAUAGUGAUGGACAGUCAAAUAGUGCAGGCAUCUUCAUUGGUGGCUUUGUUUUGGGAGGAAUUAUAGUGGGCACACUUGGUUGUGUAUACGCACCGCAGAUCAGCAAGGCACUAGCUGGUGCUGCAGCCGACCGAAAGGAUCUUAUGAGAAAAUUGCCCAAGUUCAUAUAUGACGAAGAAAAAGCAUUGGAGAAAACACGGAAAAUUCUGGCCGAAAAGAUUGCCCAGCUAAGCUCUGCUAUAGAUGAUGUUUCUACUCAGCUCCAUGCAGAAGAUGAGAGCCCAGAUGGAGUUGCUGUAAACUCUGAUGAAAUUGAAGCUACUGUAUGAGAUCUCUGAUCGUCCUUCCAUUAUAGGCAACUUCAAUCUUAAGAAAUAACAUUGAAUUUGUUGUCAUGUUUUUCUUUUCUUCUUGAGAAGCGCUGGUUCUAAAACUAUGUCCCUUGCAUGGAUAUAUUUAUAUAUAUACACACUCUAUUGCUUAUAUAAUCAAUGAGAGGUUUGCCUGUUAUUGCCAUAAA